Messenger RNA from Aspergillus novofumigatus IBT 16806, 699 nucleotides. Its product is annotated as MAPEG family protein. NCBI's taxonomy places the organism in Eukaryota, Fungi, Ascomycota, Eurotiomycetes, Eurotiales, Aspergillaceae. The record is from RefSeq and is a predicted model, not a curated record. The transcript is spliced from 3 exons. Gene Ontology annotation, molecular function: glutathione transferase activity; glutathione peroxidase activity. Bases 138 to 593 code for a protein of 151 amino acids. Gene Ontology annotation, cellular component: nuclear envelope; endoplasmic reticulum; membrane.
ACGUCAGGCCAGAACAAUAUAAAAGCAACGACUGGGACAGAGUUUAGUUUCUCUGCCAUUUAAGCUGCUCCAACAUAGCUACAAUAGUAUUUUUGUUCAAGUUAUAGCAGAUUAUCCUGUUAUUCAUCUCCGUCGAAAUGGUUGCUAUCGUUGUACCAGAAAACUACGGUGCCGUCGUCGCAGUCGCCCUGGGAGCUAUUCCAGUGCUUAGCUUCAUUCAUGGAACCAUCGUGACCGGUCUUCGGAAGGACGCCAAGGUCCCCUAUCCUCACACCUAUGCGACGGUUGAGCAAUGCAAGUCAAAUGCCAAGGCCGAGCAAUUCAACUGCGCGCAGCGAGCCCACGCUAACUACCUCGAGAAUAUGACUCAAACAAUGCUCUUCACCCUCUUCGCGGGUCUGAAAUACCCUCACCUGGUAACAGCAAUUGGCGCUUCAUGGGUGUUUUUCCGAACUCUCUACUUGUACGGCUAUGUGUACUCGGGUAAGCCACAAGGCAAGGGAAGGAUGCUGGGAGGUUUGUUCUGGUUUUCUCAAGGCGCCCUGUGGGCUCUGAGUGUGUUUGGUGUUGCGAAGGAUAUGAUCUCUUUCUGAAUUUGAGAGUCAUUCUGCAUCUCACAAAUUAUGUUAUAUAUAUAUGUACGUUAAACCUCCAUAGGGACACUACCAAUAAUGGACCAACGUGUUAUCUUCUACAGUU